Lepus europaeus (European hare) is the source of this 4992-nucleotide messenger RNA. It is a transcript of the gene NTNG1, whose product is annotated as netrin G1. Bases 743 to 2380 code for a protein of 545 amino acids. Lineage: Eukaryota; Metazoa; Chordata; Mammalia; Lagomorpha; Leporidae. The record is from RefSeq and is a predicted model, not a curated record. Gene Ontology annotation, molecular function: cell-cell adhesion mediator activity. The transcript has 8 exons.
AGGCUGCGAUUCCAUUAUUAGUAUCGCCGGGUUUUGGAGGGAGAGAGGCACCUUUCUCAUCCUCUCUUCCUCUCCGCCCGCCCCUGCUCCCUCCCCCUCAUCUACCUGUCAAAGUCACUGAUCUUUGGCAUUUCCGAAGAGGACGUCAACGGGAAGGAAUUCCCCCCUCUCCACGCCGGCUCCGAGAGGGGGCGAGCGCGCGGGAGGCUCCCCGGGCGCCGGGCGAAGGGUGUUGGUGCCAGAAGAAAAGAAUGAUUGAUGGGAAACAGACACCAGCCUAGUGACACUCAUCCUUUUGCUUCAGAUACUGAUAUCUCAACACGUCUGAGCAUCCCUUGUAAGCCGUGAACACUGAGGAUCAUUCAGGGUUAUCGGAUGUACAAUGGGAGAGCCAUCACUUUGCUAAAUUAUUGUCUGCUACUGGACAUAUUUUACAAAAACCAAACCAUUCCGGAGUCUAACAGAUGUGUUCUAGGACAAAAUAAAAAAAAAAAAAAAAGGAAGCUGUGAGUUGUUGCUAACGCCUAAUCCACAAGUAUGUUAGGCUUCUACCAGUGUCCUCAAUAAAUCUGAACAUGCACAAUAUUUAACCCAGCGCAUUUGGUUUUGGAAUCUGCUUUGAGAUCUCUUCCUCAUCUAUUUUUUUUUUAAAUAUAUGGACCUACCUAUAUAGAGACUUAUAUAUUUAUGUAAGACAGAGACGGGUCAAAAAUAAACCACGGAGACUGCAAAGAAUUUAGAGAUGUAUUUGUCAAGAUUCCUGUCGAUCCAUGCCCUUUGGGUCACCGUGUCCUCAGUGAUGCAGCCCUACCCUUUGGCGUGGGGCCAUUACGACGUGUGUAAGACGCAGAUUUACACAGAAGAAGGAAAAGUUUGGGAUUACAUGGCCUGUCAGCCUGAAUCCACGGACAUGACAAAAUACCUGAAAGUGAAACUGGACCCUCCGGAUAUUACCUGUGGAGAUCCUCCUGAGACCUUCUGUGCAAUGGGUAACCCCUAUAUGUGCAAUAAUGAAUGUGAUGCUAGUACCCCUGAGCUGGCACACCCACCUGAGCUGAUGUUUGAUUUUGAAGGAAGACACCCCUCCACAUUUUGGCAGUCUGCUACUUGGAAGGAGUAUCCCAAGCCUCUGCAAGUGAACAUCACUCUGUCUUGGAGCAAAACCAUUGAGCUCACAGACAACAUAGUGAUCACCUUUGAAUCGGGGCGGCCAGACCAAAUGAUCCUGGAGAAAUCCCUGGAUUACGGACGAACGUGGCAGCCUUAUCAGUAUUACGCUACAGACUGCUUGGAUGCGUUUCACAUGGAUCCCAAAUCUGUGAAGGAUCUGUCACAGCACACGGUCUUAGAAAUAAUUUGUACAGAAGAGUACUCCACAGGCUAUUCCACAAAUAGCAAAAUAAUCCACUUUGAAAUCAAAGACAGGUUCGCGUUUUUUGCUGGACCUCGGCUACGCAAUAUGGCUUCCCUGUACGGACAGCUGGAUACAACCAAGAAACUCAGAGAUUUCUUCACAGUCACAGACCUGAGGAUAAGGCUGUUGAGACCAGCCGUUGGGGAAAUAUUUGUCGAUGAGCUCCACUUGGCGCGCUACUUUUACGCAAUCUCAGACAUAAAGGUGCGAGGAAGGUGCAAGUGUAAUCUCCAUGCCACAGUGUGUGUGUAUGACAACAGCAAACUGACAUGUGAAUGUGAGCACAACACCACAGGCCCAGACUGUGGGAAAUGCAAGAAGAAUUAUCAGGGCCGACCUUGGAGUCCAGGCUCGUAUCUCCCCAUCCCCAAAGGCACUGCAAAUACCUGUAUCCCCAGUAUUUCCAGUAUCGGUAACUGUGAAUGCUUCGGCCACUCCAAUCGAUGCAGUUAUAUCGAUCUGCUAAAUACAGUCAUUUGCGUGAGCUGUAAACACAACACUAGAGGGCAGCACUGUGAGUUAUGCAGGCUGGGCUACUUCAGAAAUGCUUCUGCACAGCUGGACGAUGAGAAUGUGUGCAUAGAGUGUUAUUGUAACCCUUUGGGCUCAAUCCAUGAUCGUUGUAAUGGCUCAGGAUUUUGUGAGUGUAAGACUGGAACGACAGGGCCUAAGUGUGAUGAGUGUCUGCCGGGAAAUUCCUGGCACUACGGCUGUCAACCGAAUGUCUGCGACAACGAGCUCCUGCACUGUCAGAACGGAGGGACGUGCCACAACAAUGUGCGCUGCCUGUGCCCGGCUGCCUACACCGGCAUCCUGUGUGAGAAGCUGCGGUGCGAGGAGGCGGGCAGCUGCGGGCCGGACUCCGGCCAGGGGCCGCCAGCGCACAGCCAGCCCGCCCUGCCGCUGCUCCUGCUGCUGCUCCUGCUGAGCGCGCUGCUGGGGACCGCCAACCCCCUGGUGUUCUAGGCGUUGCCUCAUGCCCUGGGACCGGCCUGUGCCGCAGGGAAGCAAAGGCAACCCUAGCAUUUGCUACCAACGUAGAAACACACAAACACACACACCCCAGACACCCCACUCGAACACAGUGUGCAAACUAAGAGGGCCUAACUGAACUAAGCCAUAUUUAUCAGCCGUGGACAGCACAUCGGGGUCAAGACUGUUCACUUCUGACUCCAGAGGAGUUGGCAGCUGUUUGAUAUUAUCACUGCAAAUCACAUUGCCAACUGCAAAGCUUGCUAUGGAUUGGAAAGGCUGUGACAGCCCCCUCACCCCAACAGGAAAGACAAAAGGCAAACAAACAAAUCAAUCAACCUACAAACAUUCGCUACUCCAACGCGGUGCGACCUGGCGCCGCUCUGCCCAGCGUGCGGACCACCCAACAGAAGCGUUCUGCGUGGCCGGGCGCAUCGUGGGUUUAUGGAAGUCUGUUACAAGCUGCCAUAUUGGCCUGCUUCAGCCCCUAGAUCCCUUCCAACCUGUGCUUUAGUGAACGUUGCUCUGUAACCCCUGUUGGUUGAAAGAUUUCUUUGUCUGAUGUUAGUGAUACACAUGUGUAACAGCCCCUCCAAAAGCGCCAGCCAGUCAUACCCCUGCAUAUCUUAGCAGCACUGAGUCAUCUCGGUGCGAGGCACACCCACUAGACAAGAGUGGCUAUAGGAAAAGAGAAAGUGUAUCUAUCCUUUUGUAUUCAAAUGAAGUUAUUUUUCUUGAAAUACUGUAAUAUGUAGAUUUUUUGUAUUAUUGCCAAUUUGUGUUACCAGACAAUCUGUUAAUGUAUCUAAUUCAGAUCAGCAAAGACUGACGUUUUAUUUUGUCCUCUUUCGUUUUGGUUUUGUUUCAUUGUGCAGAGAUUCCUCUGUAAGGGCAACGAACGUGCUGGCAUCAAAGAAUAUCCGUUUACAUAUAUAACAAGUGUAAUAAGAUUCCACCAAAGGACCUUCUAAAUGUUUUCUUGUUGCUUUAACACUGGAAGAUUUAAAGAAUAAAAAUUCCUGCAUAAACGAUUUCAGGAAUUUGUAUUGCAAUUUCUUAAGAUGAAAGGAGCAGCCACCAAGCAGUUUCACACUCACUUUACUGCUUUCUGUGUGGACUGAAUACAUUCAGCUGACGAAUUUAGUACCCAGGAAGAUGGAUUGAUGUUCACUAGCUUGGACAACUUCUACAACAUAUGAGACUACUUCCACUUGGGAAAAAUUAUAACAGCAAAAAAAAAAAAAUCUAAGCGAUUGCCAAGAUUAUGCCAAAGCCUGUUGGCACAGUACUAAGAGACUUUUAUUUUUAAGUCAUGCUAUUUUCACAGAUUGAUGGUGAUCAUGUGACUCUAGGGAUGCUGAUCUAUGUAUCUUUCCAAAUACAGUGUUUACAUGGAGUAUCCUAAGAAGCUACCUGGGGCACCAGAAGAGUAGCAGGGACAUUGAGUGGUUAGCAAUUUGACUUUAUAGGAAGACUAAAUACUUAGAGGAAAUACCGAAACAUACAGCAGCAAGUAGACUUCACUGCUGUCCCUAAGAAUAAAGUUUGUUUUAAGUACUGCCCACGGUGUAAUAAAUUCUUGUUUCUGCCUUUUAUUAGGCCAAUUACUGUACAAGACAGCUAAGGGAAGGGAGUAGGGAGAACCACUGAAAACGCUCAUAGAGGCAAAAACAGUGUGUGUUCCAUUCCUAACAUCCUGGUGUCCUACAGGUUACAAAUGUGUUAGCAGCAGCAUCUCCUGGAAUCAAAAAUAAUUAUCAGCCCUAGCCAGAGUCUUAAGGACAAUGAAGUUCUACAUGACUCGAUGGAGCAAUAACCUCUGAGAGCAUUAGGCUGGAGGCUGGGUUCCAGUCUGAAUUCUUCUCCCUGCUGCCACUCUGCAGAAACGGGGGGAGGAAAUGUCUUCUGAUAAAUAAGCUGAGUAAAAACUAGAUGAAGGAACAGCAUGUCUUAUUGGUUUUGUUCCCAGAAAAGCCAAUUCAGAGAAGGCAAUAAAAGGUAAACAGGUAAUGCCUGUACUGCCUGCCACCCCACGUCUAAGUCGAUUGAACGUUUGUUAUUCAAACCAACAGUCUCUUUUGAUAUAAGAAAUAAAAGAUGGAAAUAAAUUAGAGCUCUGGCUUCAUGCCAGAGUGGCCAACAAGAAAUUGGAGAUUUACAUUGGAAGCAUAAACAGAAAUUAUAUUUCAGGUUCAGCAAAGAAUGCACAUGAAAACGCUGAUAACAUACAGUGUUGAGAUUACUUAUAAUGAGGUGGAUUUCUAAUAUUAAAAUUGGAAUUUAAGUUGUCUUAUAGUUUAUUAGCACAAACCAAAGGCAGACUGUGUUAUUUCUGGCAAUGAUGCACUUUAUCAUUAUUCACUCAUGGCUUUAUCACAGUGCUCAGGAAUCAGACACUGCACAUUCAAUACAGGGGAUUCCAAAGCUAAUUCUAAAAUUUAAUGAAGCCCUGAUCUAAAUCAGUUCAUCUGCAUUUUAUCUUUAUGAGGCUAUAAGAAUCUAAAUUGAUGAGGAAUAUCUUGCAUUCAGUGUAUUUAGAUAUAGUUUUCUGAAUUUCCUAAAGUGAUGUGAUCUGCUUUUAAUAAAAAUUCACUUUUAGGUAUAUA